This is a messenger RNA of Penicillium canescens, 2220 nucleotides long. RefSeq names its product COG1/VPS51 family protein. The coding region runs from base 1 to 2220 and encodes 739 amino acids. Lineage: Eukaryota; Fungi; Ascomycota; Eurotiomycetes; Eurotiales; Aspergillaceae. Gene Ontology annotation, cellular component: COG complex; Golgi apparatus. The transcript is spliced from 4 exons. The record is from RefSeq and is a predicted model, not a curated record. Gene Ontology annotation, biological process: intra-Golgi vesicle-mediated transport.
AUGGCCCCCGAGGCACCUGAUCCUCAAAGCCUGAAGUCAUGGCAUGAUGCCUUUCAGUAUCCGAUUCCCACGGUUCGCCGUGUGGAACAGGAGUUGCGCCGGGACAUUGCGAGCAAUAAGGAGAAGCUCCGAGCUCUCGUGGGAAUGAGAUACCGUGAUUUGGUCGGAACUGCCGAGACAAUUGUGGCUAUGAACCGCGAUAUCCAGGACGUGGAAACCGUUCUCGCCGAUGUUGGACGCCGAUGCAACCCCCGACUGGUGGAAAGGAAGCAUGUCCAUGCUAGACAAAUCAAGAGUGGUGAUGUGGAGAAGAACGCAGAUAAACACGCCUUCGGCGCUCAGCUUGCGCUCCUACAUAGGUGUACCACAUCUAUCACACGACUUUUACGACGCCGUGCAUCCCUUCUGCUAAUCUCCAAGAUUCUCGUUGUCUCCCGACUACUACAUAAGACAUUAUCGCAGCACGAAUCAGUUCCUCCGUUCCUUGACGAUCUGCGGAAUCAAUUGGCACCCCUAUGGCGAACGCUUCUCAAACGAAUUGAAAAGCGCCUUGCUUCCACCGGCGCAACGGAAGAUGAUAUCAUCGAGUCGUUGGCCGCGUAUUGUCUCGCAACUAGCUCUUCUUCUGAUGAUGCGAUCCACCAUUUCCAUCAAGUGCGUCUGGAUGUCAUUGCAAGCCAGUUGGAUCUGUCUCGUGAGAACAUCCCAAAGGCCCUUCAACUAUUUGUCCGGACACUGCAGACUUCGAAGGUCCUGCGGCACCGUCAGUUCUCAGAGGUGCUUUCGAAACUCAAAGCUCGACCGAUUCUCGCCGAUCCAGAGAUUCGCAGUCUAGAUGGACUAGAAGUUGAAGUUCUGGGUCGAUGGGUGGCUCCAGUUGUCAAAAACUUCACGCCUUGGAUCAAGUUGAGUGAGCUAAAUAGGACUGAUGGAAUUGAUUCGAUCAAAGAGUGGUCACUUCAGGCGUUCGAGAAAUUCGCUGAAGGCUGCCAGAAAGACCUGGCUCACAGCAACGACUUCUCUGAGCUUCUCUCCCUGCGUGCAAGCACUGAGUCUGGAAGAGGUCGGAGGCAGAGCUUGUUCCAUUGUCUUGGACUGGGAAAAAAAGAGCAUGAAUCUGUUAGGUCUCUGUGGGAUGGUGAUCUCAUUGUCGCAGAGUACUCAAAUGGCGCACAGACAUUUAAACAAACUGUGGCAGACAGACUUCUUGGCCGUGAUGAAGACGUGUCGACUGUUCUCGUUACGUAUAAAGCGUGGCUCACAUCAAUCCAAGAAGUAAAUGAGUCUAUCGACUCUCUGCGUCGCAUGCGGUGGACCGAUAUUCUCGUUGGUGGGGAGGUUGAGGACGAAGAUAUUGACAUUACGCCUCGACUCAACGAGGAUGACCCACGUCUUCUGUCUGAUGCUCUGCAUUCUGCAGUCCGAGAGUCAUUCAACAACCUACAAACAUCAUUUAGUAGCGCAUUCAAAUCAUUCGGCUCAUCGCAUUCGAGCGAAAAGGCCACCUUCCUGCUGAGACUCAUUCGAUUGGUCCGGCGUGAUAUCCCGGCCAGAUUUGUGGCAGGGGACUUUGUCUUCUCAAGUGAUAUUGUUCCGGAGUUACAAAAGUUGCUUGCCUCAGAAGCUGUCGCCAAGACCGGCUCCUUGAAGAUGUUGCCAUCUUCGAAGACGCAUCCACAAACAGGCAAAGCCAAGAUGGUACCAGGUCGGUCAUUAUGGGAAGGCAACCCCGCCGUACCAGUUCAGCCCUCUGCGUCGACUUUUAAGUUCCUGCGUCGUCUUACUUCAACGAUGGACACCUGCGGGUCAGAUCUGUGGGAUCCGUCAACGGUGCAAGCAUUGAAACAAGCCCUGAAGAAAGAACUAGAGACUGCUAUUACAUCCUCUCUUGAUGAUCUCGAAAGCCCAGACUCCCCAAGCAAGUCCGAGACCAAUGAUGAAGAGCCUGCCACAAACGGUGACAAGGAUCAAGAGAAGGAGCCCGCAGAAUACAAUACCGAAGGCCAAGUCGACGCCCUGCGGGACUGGAAGAUGCAACUCUUCUUUGAUUCUCUAUAUCUAUCCAGGAUGCUCGGUGAGCAAUAUCAGCUGGCUGAUGUUGUUGCCCGUGCUCAGAAGAGUGCUGACCCUAGCGCCGAAGCUGUGAAAACGAUUAGGCAAUCUGCAAACGAGUACUGGGCUCGGACAGAGCUGCUUUUUGGCUUGUUGGCGGAACGUUGA